UAAAACAUUUUCAGAGUUAUGAAUAUUUUAUUAUGUGAUUUUCAUUUUUCACUACGCGCACUGUGUAUGACUGCAAAAUUUUAGUAGCAGCAACGAGGAGAACUAUUUGUUUUUAAAUUUAUUCGUCCAUUGAUCAAAAGUUUCCAGCGCUUCGCCAUGGAUCGCGACAUUUCACAAGUGCCAGUCCCAGUCUCGCUACGGAAGAAACUAUACCGCGCUGGAUUCAGCAAAUUUGACUGUUUCCAACCUUCCCAGGCUGAGAAAUUGAGCCAAGAACUCGAGAUCAAGGAAGAGGAGGCCAAACGCCUCGUGGAGAAGGUUCGCGGAUAUUCAUGGCAAACCGCUCUGGAUGUUUUCCGACCAAUCACCGCGUUCGAACUGUUGCGGCGCGAGCAGACGGCUCGCUACAUUUCAACGGGCUCAACCAGAUUGGAUUCCAUUCUGGGUGGUGGCAUUGCGCUGGGCAGGAUUACGGAGUUUAGCGGUGUUCCUGGCGUUGGCAAAACACAGCUUUGCCUGCAGUUAUGCGUAAACGUGCAAACUCCGGAGAAUCUGCAAGGCAUUCAUGGAGAAGCCGUUUUUAUCGAUACGGAGGGCGGAUUCUACCUGGAGCGGAUAAAGGAUAUUGCAGAGGGGAUGAUUGGACAGUUGUCUGAACACACUGAUGGUCGUCUGAAACUGGAUGUGGAUACCAUUUUGAAGCGGAUAUUUUAUGUGCGAUGCCAUGAUUUCGCUGAAGUAGUAGCCAGUGUCCAUCAGAUCGAGCAGAUGCUGAACGAAGAGGAAACGCGAAUCAAACUUAUCAUUAUCGACAGUAUUGCCGCCCCUUUCCGGUACGCUUUUGAGAAUAUUGCGCUGCGCUCGAGGAUUCUCAAUGGUUUGAUGCAGACCCUCGUCCACAUCGCAGUGGAAAAGAGCGUUGCUGUGGUGGUAAGCAACCAGAUGACGACGCGUAUAAAUCCCGGGGAAGAAGGUCAGCUAAUACCGGCGCUUGGUACCAGCUGGGGACAUUCCUGUGGCACGCGUGUGAAUUUAUUUUGGAAGAAUGAGUCGCGUAUGGCAUUCCUAUUUAAAUCGCCGUCGCAACCGGAAAACAUGGCUCCGUACACGAUCACGUAUAGCGGGAUUCGGGAUCUGUCUGAAGAUCUGCUCACUCAGUUAAGCCAAAGGCGGAACUCAUCCACGGUGGAUACGGAGCCGGACAGUGAUACAACAAUGAUAUUCAUGUCGUCACAGUUAGCAAAUGCUGAAACCGAACCCGAUUUAGGUGAACCAGAGACGCCCGCCCUUGACAUCAGCGGACGCGUUGAACUGGAUUAACGACAAACUGGUAGAAGGAGGCAACAUAAGUCUGGAAAUGCUGAUGUGUUUGAUUUCCCUUACUCAACUUUCGUAGUUUUCCAGAUGUCUCUCUAAGAUUCUAACAAUGUUCACUCAAGUAAUCAAGAAGUUGCCCGACUUUUGUAGCAGUUUUUUGUUUUCCUUUGAAAACGUAAUAGAAAUCGAUGUUUAUGUAAACAGUGGCUAUGAAUGCUGGGGGUAGGCAAAUCAUUCCAGCUGCACGGUACAUGCUGAGGUGAUGCAUUUGUUCUUGUUUCUUAAAUG
Messenger RNA from Paramacrobiotus metropolitanus, 1605 nucleotides. Its product is annotated as DNA repair protein RAD51 homolog 3-like. Gene Ontology annotation, molecular function: ATP-dependent DNA damage sensor activity; four-way junction DNA binding; crossover junction DNA endonuclease activity. NCBI's taxonomy places the organism in Eukaryota, Metazoa, Tardigrada, Eutardigrada, Parachela, Macrobiotidae. The transcript is spliced from 6 exons. Gene Ontology annotation, cellular component: Rad51B-Rad51C-Rad51D-XRCC2 complex; replication fork; Rad51C-XRCC3 complex. The record is from RefSeq and is a predicted model, not a curated record. Bases 157 to 1320 code for a protein of 387 amino acids. Gene Ontology annotation, biological process: DNA repair; meiotic DNA recombinase assembly; reciprocal meiotic recombination.